Molecule: messenger RNA, 1812 nt
Organism: Ilex paraguariensis (yerba mate)
Lineage: Eukaryota; Viridiplantae; Streptophyta; Magnoliopsida; Aquifoliales; Aquifoliaceae
Source: the annotation of a GenBank genome assembly
AUGGGUUUGCUCUCCAACAGAGUGGAUAGAGACAGCCUCAAACCCGGCGAUCACAUCUACUCCUGGCGCUCUGUUUAUAUUUACGCUCAUCAUGGUAUCUAUGUUGGGGAUAAUAAGGUCAUUCAUUUUACUAGACGCGGCCAAGAGUUAAGAAUAGGGACAGUGCUGGAUGUCCUCUUGGUAAGCUCAAGAUCAUCCCGAACCCAUGUGCCGUGCUCCACGUGCAAUCCGCAAGAUGAAGAUCAUGGAGUAGUCUCCUCGUGCCUGAACUGCUUCCUUGAUGGUGGCAUCCUGUACCGUUUUGAGUAUGCUGUUAAUCCUACUCUCUUUCUCGCAAAAGCACGUGGCGGAACUUGUACUCUUGCCAUCUCAGAUCCAGACGAUGUUGUAGUUCAUCGAGCAAACUACCUAUAUACCAAUGGCUUUGGAUGCUAUAAUGUAUUUAAUAACAAUUGUGAAGACUUUGCUAUCUACUGCAAGACAGGACUGCUUGUUCUGGAUCAGAGAACAAUGGGGCAGAGUGGACAAGCAGUAUCUAUUAUAGGUGGCCCUCUUGCCGCUGUGUUGUCUACACCAUUGCGCCUUGUGACAAACAAUGUCUAUGGAAUGGCAGUAACAGCUGUUGGGGUCUACUGUGCUAGUCGUGUUGCUGCUGACAUUGGCAUGAGGAGCGAUGUCUUGAAGGUAUCUGUGGAGGAUCUGACAAGAAGGCUAGCAACAUGUACACUUCAGGUUGUCGAACCAAGUCUUCCAGCUGUUGCACCUCCGGGCAUUUUUUCUGGUGUUACAGACUCUAAUGACCUUGCAAUUCUCAACCAGUUCAGAGAUGGAUUGGAGAACCCUGAACUCUUGAACUGGACUACUAGUGAUGAUCCAUGUGGUCCCCCAAGUUGGCCACAUAUCGUUUGUUCUGGCAACAAGGUUUCUCAAAUUCAAGUUCAAAUUUUGAAUUUGAAGGGUACUUUGCCCAAGAACUUGAACCAGUUGCCUAUGCUCUCAAACCUAGGCCUUCAAAAGAAUCAAUUCAGUGGAAUGCUACCAUCUUUUAGUGGGUUAUCAGAAUUGAGGUAUGCUUAUUUGGGUCACAACAAUUUUGAUACAAUUCCUUCAGAUUUCUUCAAUGGACUUGUGAAAUUAGAGGUUUUGGCAUUGGAUUAUAACCCACUCAAUGCCACCACUGGCUGGUUACUGCCUAGUGAAUUGCAAAAUUCAAUUCAAUUGACCAAUCUCACACUGAUGAGUUGUAAUUUGGUUGGUCCAUUACCAAAAUUCUUGGGAAACAUGUCGUCCUUAUCGUCGGGGGAUGGGAUGACUGGUCCAAUUGAUGCAGUUUCUACAUUAGGAUCACUAAAUAGCAAAAUUCCGGAGAACAUUGGUAAUUUAACUUUGUUGAAAGAUCUCAAUCUGAAUGACAAUGACCUCGUUGGCCUAAUCCCUGAUAGCUUGGCAAGUAUGGAUUUAUUCAGUCUAGACUUGAAUAACAAUCAAUUCAUGGGUCCAAUACCAAAGUUCAAAGCUGCCAAUGUUACCUAUGAAUCAAAUCCGUUUUGUCAAUCUAUUCCCGGGGUUCCUUGUGCCCCAGAAGUCAUGGCGCUCUUGAAAUUCCUUGAUGCAAUUAAUUAUCCAUCUAAGUUUGCUUCUGCAUGGUCAGGUAACAAUCCAUGUGAUGGACCAUGGUUGGCAUUGACUUGUGACGUCAACAGAAAGGUUUCUACAGUAACCUUGCCCGAAUCUAAUCUUACUGGUACUUUGAGUCCUUCAAUUGCAAACCUGGAUUCCCUUACUCAAAUAUACUUCGAUCUAACCAGUUAA